Messenger RNA from Humulus lupulus (European hop), 309 nucleotides. RefSeq lists its product as uncharacterized. NCBI's taxonomy places the organism in Eukaryota, Viridiplantae, Streptophyta, Magnoliopsida, Rosales, Cannabaceae. The transcript has a single exon. The record is from RefSeq and is a predicted model, not a curated record. Bases 1 to 309 code for a protein of 102 amino acids.
AUGGGCAAUGUGGCUUACAGGGUAGCUUUACCGCCAUCAUCGUUCGAGGUGCACAAUUUAUUUCAUGUGUCACAACUUCAAAAAUAUGUGUUCGACCCAUCGUAUGUGCUAAGCUAUGAGACCUUGGGUUUGCAGAAGGAUUUGUCAUUCAAUGAGCGUCUAGUGAAAAUACUCAAUCGAAAGGACAAAGCCCUAAGGAAUAAGACUGUUACCUUUGUGAAGGUAUUGUGGAGGAAUAGUGUUAAUGAGGAGGCAACCAAGGAAUUAGAGUUUGAUAUGCAGCAACAGUAUCUUGAGUUGUUUGAGUAA